Messenger RNA from Rhododendron vialii, 2916 nucleotides. Its product is annotated as probable inactive receptor kinase At5g58300. The record is from RefSeq and is a predicted model, not a curated record. The transcript has 3 exons. NCBI's taxonomy places the organism in Eukaryota, Viridiplantae, Streptophyta, Magnoliopsida, Ericales, Ericaceae. Gene Ontology annotation, biological process: protein phosphorylation. Gene Ontology annotation, molecular function: protein binding; ATP binding; protein kinase activity. The coding region runs from base 737 to 2698 and encodes 653 amino acids.
AGUCACAGAGUGAGAGAGAGAGAGAGAGAGAGAGAGAGUCCUAGCUAGGAACAAAGUCAUAUCGAGAUCUGAGUUUUCCUCCGUUUGCUUGACGAAGAAGCUGAGCAUUUCGGUUGAACAAAUUCGACUUCAUUUUACCCUUUCGAAUUCAAAGCGCUCUCUCUCUCUCUCUCUCUCUCUCUCUCUCUCUCUCUCUCGUUCCUAGUUUUGCUUGACGUAGAAGCUGUGGAGUUUCAGUUAAAUCCCCUCAUUUUUAAAAGUGAUUUUCAACCUUUGGAAUAAACUGCUUUUUUUUAUUUUUACUCUGUUAUCGACAGCGGAAUUCUCUCAAGAUGGCGUAAAGGGAAGAAUGCCGUUGGAGAUUAGACGGGAAAAAUAGCUACACAUUACAUAUUUACAUUUACUCUUCCUCUGUUUCUGCUUUCUUUAAGCUUCUCUCUCUCUCUCUCUCUCUCUCUCUCUCUCUCUCUCUCUCUCUCUCUCUCUCUCUCUCUCACCUUCGCUUUUACAGAUCCUUGACAUUUUUCUUCCUCCCUCAGGCCAAUUUAAGAUCAAAUAGUAGAAAAUUGCUCAGCCACAUUCGCAGAAAACAAGUUACUAUUCUUCUAUGGUGGAAGGAGGAAGGGGAAGAUGACUAGUACAGUUUCAUGGCUGUAACAGAAGAACUAGGCGAAUUGCUGAAGUUGGACUCACACAAUAGGCAUCCCUUCCACAAGCCUAAAACCAACUCAUCUCCAUGAGGCUACGCCCUGGUUUUGCAGCAUUACCUUUGUUGUUGUUCCUGUUUCUCGCCUCGGAAAGUAUUGCUGACCUUAGCGUAGACAAACUAGCCCUCCUUAAUUUUGCUGCGGCUGUCCCCCAUGGCCGAAGGCUCAACUGGAAUUCUAAUACACCAGUUUGCACCUCUUGGAUCGGUGUCUCUUGUGACUCAAAUGGCACUCGAGUAACUGUUCUCAGGCUCCCUGGUCUGGGAUUCGUUGGUCGAAUCCCGGUGAAUACCUUUGGGAAGCUGGAUGCACUCACCAUCCUUAGCCUUCGAAACAACGGCUUUACCGGGAAACUUCCAUCCGAUGUCCUUUCCAUUCCUUCCCUCCGCGAUGUAUACCUCGAAAAUAAUGACUUUUCCGGCAGUAUACCGUCCUCACUCUCCCCACAACUCAACGCGCUUGACCUCUCCUUUAAUUCCUUCACUGGAAGCAUUCCAAACUCGAUACAGAAUUUGACAUUUCUCACUGGAUUGAAUCUCCAAAAUAAUUCCCUGACAGGACCAAUCCCCAAUCUCAAUCUCCCAAAUCUUAACCAUGUUAACUUGAGCAACAACCACCUGAACGGAUCAAUUCCAUCUUCCCUCCAGAACUUUCCUGCUUCCUCUUUCGAAGGGAACAACAUGUUAUGUGGCUCGCCACUGAACCAGUGCCUCCUGAGCCCCUCACCCUCUCCCUCCCCAACUUACUUGCCACCAUCUCCUACCCCAUUUUUCUUGCCACUUUCUCCUUCCCCUACUCAUUUGCCACCAUAUCUUUCCCCAACCAACUCACCAACAGUCCCUCAAGGAGUCGGAAAAACAACCAAGAAGAAACUUACUACAGGGGCUAUUAUCGCUAUUGCAAUUGCGGGAUCUGCAGUGCUUCUCCUUCCAGCUUUGAUUAUGGUUCUAUGUUGUUUGAAUAAAAUAGAUGGUGGGGAUGUUGGGAGAGCAAAGGCUUACGGUGGUGAAAGGAGUGAAAAGCCUAAGGUGGAUUUCAGCAGUGCAGUGCAAGAGGCUGAGAAGAACAAGUUGGUUUUCUUUGAAGGUUACACUUGUAAUUUCGAUCUGGAGGACUUAUUGAGGGCCUCUGCUGAAGUUAUGGGAAAGGGGAGUUAUGGGACAACUUAUAAGGCUAUUCUGGAAGACGGAACAACAGUAAUUGUGAAGCGGCUGAGGGAAGUGGUGAUCACUAAAAGAGAGUUUGAACAAAAUAUGGAGAUGGUGGGGAGUCUUGUUCGCCACCCAAAUGUUGUGCCCCUUCGUGCUUAUUACCAUUCCAAGGAUGAGAGACUUCUGGUUUACGACUACAUGCUGGGCGGCAGCUUGUCCGGGCACUUGCAUGGAAGAUGGGAAACUGGAAAUGCACUUGACUGGGCAUCCAGAGUAGAGAUUUGCCUUGGAGUCGCAAGGGGUGUUGCCCACAUCCACUCUGCCGGUGGGGGGAAAUUCACCCACGGAAACAUCAAGUCGUCCAAUGUCUUCCUUACCCAAGACAUCAAUGGCUGCAUUUCUGAUUUUGGCCUAGCUCCUCUCAUGGGCUUCCCUCCUGGCCCCAGCAAAACUCCCGGUUAUAGAGCCCCAGAGGUGAUUGAAACAAGGAAGCCAACUCAGAAAGCGGAUAUUUACAGCUUUGGCGUUCUCCUCCUUGAGAUGCUAACAGGAAAAUCACCAGUUCAGACGCCCGGGCAUGAUGACGCAAUCGAUCUCCCAAGGUGGGUCCACUCUGUAGUUAGAGAGGAAUGGACAGCUGAGGUGUUUGAUGUUGAUCUGAUGAAGUAUCAAAAUAUUGAAGAAGAGAUGGUCCAGAUGCUUCAGAUUGCAAUGGCGUGCGUGGAAACAGUGCCGGACUUGAGGCCUAAGAUGGAAGAUGUGGUUAAGAUGAUUGAGGAUAUUCGACCAUCUGAAUCCGAGGAUACCAAGCCAAGUAGCCCAGCCCCACAGACACCUUGAUCGCUGUAACACUGCUGCUCCAUAAUCUUAGGAUUUGUAUUUUGCAGUUCUUUUACCUCUUUUCAAUAGUCAAAUUGCAUCCAAAGAAUAAUUAGUUCUUUCUGGCAUUGAUAUGUAUCAAAAAGGUUAGGAUUUGUUCUCCUGUUUAAGUACCAGCAACUACAGUACUCCAAUAAUGCAUCAUUUGGAACCAGCUUCUUCUGCGUUUUUGUUACCAA